Pyrus x bretschneideri (Chinese white pear) is the source of this 877-nucleotide messenger RNA. Its product is annotated as ras-related protein RABA6a-like. The transcript is spliced from 2 exons. NCBI's taxonomy places the organism in Eukaryota, Viridiplantae, Streptophyta, Magnoliopsida, Rosales, Rosaceae. Gene Ontology annotation, molecular function: GTPase activity; GTP binding. Gene Ontology annotation, cellular component: endosome. The record is from RefSeq and is a predicted model, not a curated record. Bases 136 to 813 code for a protein of 225 amino acids.
UGUGUGUGUGUGUAUGUAUAUUAUAUUUCAACAUAAACGUCUCUUCCUCCACCUCUCCUUUUGCUUUGCUUCUUUCCAAUUCGUUUCGAAGUUUUCUUAACUUGUUCUUAUUGGGUCGUCAAGUAAUUAGCAUACAUGUUGAUGGGUGAUUCGAUCGAUGAAGAGUGUGAUUACUUGUUUAAGGCAGUUUUGAUCGGAGACUCCGGAGUUGGCAAAUCAAAUUUGCUGUCCAGGUUUUCCAAAGACGAAUUCCGGUUGGAUUCCAAGCCCACCAUCGGCGUCGAAUUCGCUUACCGGAAUAUCAAGGUCGCUGAUAAACUUGUCAAGGCUCAAAUUUGGGACACUGCCGGUCAAGAAAGAUUUAGAGCAAUCACGAGCUCAUACUACCGUGGGGCGCUCGGCGCCAUUCUAGUGUACGACAUUUCCGCGAGACAAUCCUUCGAAAACGUGAGAAACUGGCUGCGGGAGCUUCGCGGAUUUGGCAACUCCGACAUGGUCAUCGUCCUCGUCGGAAACAAGUCGGACUUGAGCCAGUCUAGAGAGGUCGACGAGGAAGAAGGCAAAAGUUUAGCAGAGGCAGAAGGCUUGUGCUUCAUGGAAACUUCUGCGUUAGAGAACGUGAACGUGGAGCAAGUGUUUUUGGAUAUGGUUUAUAAGAUUCAUGAAAUUACUAGGCAAAAGAUUUUGGAAGCAAAAGUGGAAGAAACGAGUGCCGCGAGUAGAAGUCUUGGUGGUGCGACAGAAACCAUCCAUAUUGGUGAUGAUCUUGAAGUUACGGCUACUAAAAAAUCUAGUUAUUGUUGCUCAAAUUAGUUAGUGUAACCUAAAAGUAUACAUGAAUUUUCAUGAUAUAUGUAUUAUGUGUUGCCAGCAGUCA